Lachancea lanzarotensis is the source of this 1413-nucleotide messenger RNA. It is a transcript of the gene AVT7, whose product is annotated as LALA0S03e01112g1_1. Gene Ontology annotation, biological process: amino acid transmembrane transport. The record is from RefSeq and is a predicted model, not a curated record. Gene Ontology annotation, molecular function: L-tyrosine transmembrane transporter activity; L-arginine transmembrane transporter activity; L-histidine transmembrane transporter activity. The transcript has a single exon. The coding region runs from base 1 to 1413 and encodes 470 amino acids. NCBI's taxonomy places the organism in Eukaryota, Fungi, Ascomycota, Saccharomycetes, Saccharomycetales, Saccharomycetaceae. Gene Ontology annotation, cellular component: fungal-type vacuole membrane.
AUGGAGGCCAAUGCUUCUGGCUUUUUCUCAACCAUUAACUUGGUGAAAACCAUCGUUGGUGCUGGAAUGCUGGCGAUUCCGUACGCCUUUCGUAGCGAUGGAAUCCUCGUAGGGGUGCUUUUGGUUCUUGUUGGGGCCAUCACGUCUGGAUUUGGGCUUUUUGUCCUUGCCAAAUGCUCUAAGGCCCUAAAAGAGCCCAGAACGUCGUCGUUCUUCACGCUCUGCUCCAUAACGUAUCCGUCACUUUCGCUACUUUUCGAUUUCUCCAUGUUUGUGCAGUGCUAUGGGGUUGGUCUGAGCUAUCUGGUGUUGGUGGGUGAUUUGCUACCGGGGGUCCUGGGAGGUACAAGAAACGGCUGGAUUUUGGCCAGUGCAGUGCCCAUUGUUCCCUUGGUGCUUCUCAAAAAACUCGAUAGUUUGAAAUAUUCUAGCAUCCUGGGACUUUUCGCGGUCGCAUACCUGGUGUGUCUGAUUUUGGGCUCAUUCGUGGAAAACACACUUCUCACUGAGAAUUACAGGGAAAUAAGAGGUGACGUCUCCUGGAUUAACGUUUACGACAUGAAGGGCGUGGUCAGCACAUUCACAAUCGUGAUUUUUGCAUUCACAGGGUCCAUGAACAUGUUCAGCAUCAUCAAUGAACUCAAGGAUAACAGUUUGACCAAUAUCAACAUAGUGAUCUCCAGAUCUUUGCUAAUCUCCGCUGCUUUGUUUCUCUGUGUUGGUAUUUGCGGGUACCUCACUUUUGGAAGCAACGUUUUAGGCAACAUUAUGCUUAACUACAACCCCGAAUCAUACUGGACCGUUAUUGGGAAAGUUUGUUUGGGUGUGGUUGUGAUACUGUCAUUCCCUCUUCUCUUCUAUCCUUGCAGAAUUGCAACAAACAAUAUGAUCCAUUGGGUUCGCAUCACAUACGUGGAAUUUGAAGAAGACCCAGUUGACAGCAGCGAGAACAACGACCCUACAGCCCCAAUUGCCAUGGUCGUAGAAGAUGAAGAAGACAGGCUAUUACUGGGAGCCGAUAACUCCUACCAAGCUACAUCGUGCCAAGAUGCUUCCCACGAUCUUGAGGAAAAUGUUACGCGCGUAACAAACCCAGUUGCGGCUGUUCCUUUUUCGGACAAAUCUUUUUACAUCUUGACAGCGAUUCUUGUUAGUUCGCUGUAUUUGCUGGCCCUUAAUGUGACGUCUUUCGCGCUUGUGCUUGGAUUAGUUGGUGCUACUGGUUCAACCUCCAUUUCCUUCACUCUUCCAGGACUUUUCGGGUUCAAAUUAAUUGGAUCGCAAGCUGCCAAGCACGGUCAAUUGAUGUCAAGAGCGGAUUUAAUAAUAAGACGCUGUAGUUUACUUCUGUCAAUUUUUGGAGUCGCCGUAACAUGCUUGUCGCUAUACGUGACUUUGUUCUUUGGAGUGUAA